AGGACAACUUUCUUUCGAACCGCCGCGGCCUACCCACGAGCAUCACAACAAAGUUUAUACAUAACAGUAUGCGGUAUUUGUCGGUUGAAUUUCGAAUCGUUAUGUUCCUCUAGUUGUGUACCUGUUAGCUAUCGAACACGUGCUCAGUAGCGAACGAGUGAACGGUGAAGAGUACAAAUGAACUAGAGCAAAAAUGUUCCAAGCGAUGUUAUUACGGUGUUCACCAUUGAGGGAAGUGAUGUUCGCAAUAGAAGACAUUUUGACCGACGUUACUUUCGAAUGUACUACCAGGGGUAUAGAUGUCAAGGCUAUGGACGCUGCUGGCUUCACUUUAGUGUACCUUUGUCUAAAAAGCGGUGGUUUCACUGAAUACAAAUGCCGCAGAAAUUUUUCAACACGCGUAAUUCUCGGCCAAAUAUGCACCAUGUUUAGAGCUGCCAGCCCAGACGAUUCAUUUUGCAUGAAAGCGACGGAUAAUCUUGAGAGCAUUUUGUACGUAUUUCAAUCAGCAAUCACAAAGAGAUAUGUUUGGUACAAGAGAAAAAUCAUAAACAUGGAUGACGAACUUCUCGACGUUCCCAAUGCACCGUAUUUGUGUAUCAUACGCAUGUCGUCGCGGGAAUUAGCCAAAGUCUGUACGGAUUUAAGCACAAUCGGAAAAUUGAUAACAUUAUCAACUUCUCCUGAUAGCAUCAGGUUCACUGCCUCUGGAAAUAAUAGACACGUUGCCUACGAGUUAACAGAAACGAAGCCCGAGCUGAACGAAGAAAACGCAGUUGUUAUCAAUCAGCACGAACCUGUGAGUUUAACAAUCACACGGUGCUACGCUAUCAAUUUCGUGAAUUCUGUGCCUCUCAAUGAACGAGUGCAAUUAUCCAUGGCGAGAGAAGGGCCUCUGGUUUGCGAAUAUAGAAUCAGCGAUCUUGGAUACCUCAGAUUUUAUAUGGCUCCGAAAACAGAAGGGGAUGACGAUUUUCAAGAGAUGCUAGAAGACAGUUGUUAAAAAAUACUUUUGAGCUAACACGUUUAAAUUGUACAUUUAAAAGUCAUUUGGUUAUGUCAUAUGGUUAUGUUGGCACGACGUAGAAUUGCCGCUUUCAAGGUUUCAAGCUUUCGAGGUUCAUAGUAAGGAUGACACGAUCGUGAUUUUCUAUUUACAUUCUCGUAAUAAUUAUUUAUAUCGUUAGUUUUCGUAUCGUUAGAAGAAUUCGAGAUAUUUCCAAAACAUUUUAUAAAUAUUUCUGUUUCAAAAUAAACACUUCAAGCUUUCGUUUGAGCUAAGUUGCAUGCAAAUAGCUCCACGGAAACAUAAUUUAAAUUCUGUCCGAACUUUCCCAUUGAAGUUGCGUUACUUUUCCUGACAUCAUCGCGUUCUUCGUGUUUUCUUAAUAUUCUUUUUCAAAAUAAACUCCGAUUAUAUACCAAUCUGAUGUACCCUAUUUUAAAGCAUAAAUCUCCAGCUUUCGUUUCAGAUACGGAAGAAAGAUCCUAUAGGAUCAUAACCUAAUAUCGACAUGAAUUUACUUAAUAAUCUUUCUGCACGAAUUUAUGAACACUUUCGACGAUCUCGCGUUUAUACGCGCCGAACAUAUUUUAGCGUGUUAGAAUAUAAGUAUAUAGACAAGUAUAAUCGAUACGUAUUUUAUUUAAGGUAGCUCAGCUUUCGAUCUCGCAUCUUUUCAUUUCUUUCCCACUUCCAUUUCGUGUCACGUUCCGAACCUGUAAGUAGUACUAGUCGAUAAUGGGUCGGACGUUCCAAAAACCGUCGGAAUUUUUAUUCACCGGGGGAUGAUUUUUAUGCAACUUUGUUCAAAUGAAAGUAGGAAGUGUUUACUUUGAAGCCGGGUAACGCGGUUCGUAAAAGGAUCACACAAACAUUUUGAAAAUUUACGAAAUGUUUUGGAAAUUUCUUGAGCUUGUUUUUCUUGCGUAUACAAAAUUAUAUAAUUAUACUAUUACAAAAAUAACGUCACAAUUCAUAAACCUUACGAGAAUAAUGCCGCAGUGCUAAAAGUUGAUCAUGAUCGCGUCAAAUAUAAAAUUUAGAUAUGUUACCUUAAAAGUAUUAUUUAAGUACCGUUAAUCGUUCCUUAAACGACGCGUAUAAAAAUAUAUAUAUAUAUACAUCGUCCCUCUUCCAUACUUCGUUAAUGCCAAAGUUUCGAAAAUGCUUAGCAGGCAAAAAUGUUCAACAUUUGACUUAUUAUUGAAUCGCACUACUUAAAGAUUUAAAACAUGGUAAAGAAUGGAAGUAUGAAUGGAAAGAAAACAGGCGAGAUCGGAAGUUAAGUUACUUCAAAUAAAAUACUUACCAACAUAUGUAUACUUAUAUGCUAAAUGUGUCUGUGUUUAUAAAACAUGGAUAAUAAUUGUUAGAAAAAUUUGUGUCGAUUUUAGGAUACGUUCACGAAGGAUUUUUUUUAUACAGCUUAGCUCAAGCGAAAGGGCAUGUGAAUUUACGUAUAUCUGCUAUGCAGAUGUUGUUACAGAAAUAGUAGUAUCUAAAGAUGUAUAGUAGCUGCUUAAUUAAUAAAAAUCAUAAGUAAAAUGUCA
Megalopta genalis is the source of this 2553-nucleotide messenger RNA. RefSeq names its product proliferating cell nuclear antigen. The record is from RefSeq and is a predicted model, not a curated record. Gene Ontology annotation, molecular function: DNA binding; DNA polymerase processivity factor activity. Gene Ontology annotation, biological process: translesion synthesis; mismatch repair; regulation of DNA replication. Gene Ontology annotation, cellular component: PCNA complex. Lineage: Eukaryota; Metazoa; Arthropoda; Insecta; Hymenoptera; Halictidae.